CGGACCCCGCCGUCAGUCGCCGCCCGACACUGGCCGCCGAGCGUCGCGCCCUUAGCGCCUUUGCCACCCGCGCUCUUUCUCAUACCGGGUUUUAGUUUCGUACCACGAUGACAUAGCCCCAGUGCCGUGACACGAGACUACGUGAAAGCGCACACAAUUUUAAGUUUUUUCGUUAGAACGAGGAAACCGUAAAAGGUCCCCCGUUGUUACAGAACUAGCGACGAACCACCCCACUCCGUUGAGGGACAGAGGCGAGACCAAGAGGCGGCUACCUCCUUUUUAUCCGCCUUUUUCAUAAAGACUAGCGAAAAUGGGCGAGCAUGGCCGUACCGACUCGUACCGCGUCGCAACCAUCGGCCCCAUUAAGGACGAUAAUAGAACCGCUGACGGACAGUACAAGACACGCCGAAAACCCCCCGCGAAAAAACGGAAAACAGGAGAUUUAGAUGAUCUGAAACAGGAGUUGGACAUUGACUACCACAAAGUAACACCCGAGGAACUAUACCAAAGAUUUCAGACACAUCCCGAAAAUGGCCUUAGUCACGCAAAAGCGAAAGAAAACCUCGAAAGGGACGGUCCAAAUGCGCUUACACCACCAAAACAGACACCCGAAUGGGUGAAGUUUUGUAAAAAUCUGUUCGGCGGUUUCGCGUUAUUACUUUGGAUUGGUGCUAUUCUAUGCUUUAUUGCCUACGGAAUUCAGGCUAGUACCGUAGAGGAACCAGCGGACGACAACUUGUACCUCGGCAUUGUAUUGGCGGCUGUAGUAAUUGUGACGGGCAUCUUCUCAUACUACCAAGAAAGCAAGUCAUCAAAGAUCAUGGAAUCGUUCAAGAACAUGGUGCCACAGUUCGCUACUGUCAUACGUGAAGGCGAGAAGUUGACGCUGCGUGCUGAAGAUCUUGUGCUUGGUGAUAUUGUUGAGGUGAAAUUUGGUGAUCGUAUCCCGGCUGAUGUCCGCAUUAUCGAGGCGCGUGGCUUCAAAGUAGACAAUUCAAGUUUGACCGGCGAAUCGGAGCCUCAGUCCCGCGGAGCUGAAUUCACUAAUGAGAACCCAUUGGAGACUAAGAACUUGGCAUUUUUCUCUACCAACGCUGUUGAAGGUACCGCUAAGGGCAUCGUUAUCUGCUGUGGAGACAAUACUGUUAUGGGCCGUAUCGCCGGCUUAGCUUCUGGCUUGGACACUGGAGAAACGCCAAUUGCAAAAGAGAUUCACCACUUCAUCCAUUUGAUCACUGGUGUAGCUGUGUUCCUUGGCGUUACGUUCUUCGUCAUUGCCUUCAUUCUCGGUUACCACUGGCUCGAUGCUGUCAUUUUCCUUAUUGGUAUCAUUGUAGCCAAUGUACCCGAAGGUUUACUCGCCACUGUGACCGUAUGUCUGACCUUGACUGCCAAACGAAUGGCUUCCAAGAACUGCCUGGUAAAGAAUUUGGAAGCUGUAGAGACGCUCGGCUCUACAUCAACUAUCUGCUCUGACAAGACCGGCACCCUCACCCAGAACAGAAUGACGGUAGCUCAUAUGUGGUUUGAUAACCAAAUCAUUGAAGCUGACACUACUGAGGACCAAUCUGGAGUACAAUAUGACCGCACCAGCCCCGGAUUCAAGGCACUCGCCAAAAUCGCAACCCUCUGCAACCGCGCUGAGUUCAAGGGUGGUCAGGAUGGCGUGCCUAUCUUGAAAAAGGAAGUCGCUGGCGAUGCUUCUGAAGCUGCACUGCUCAAGUGCAUGGAACUGGCUCUCGGUGACGUUUUGUCUAUCAGGAAACGUAAUAAGAAAGUAUGCGAAAUUCCCUUCAACUCGACCAACAAAUACCAGGUCUCUGUUCACGAAAGUGAUGAUGCAAGCGAUCCUCGCCAUCAGCUAGUGAUGAAGGGCGCUCCUGAAAGAAUUCUGGAACGCUGCAGCACUAUCUUCAUUGGUGGCAAGGAAAAGGUCUUAGACGAAGAAAUGAAGGAGGCAUUCAACAACGCAUAUCUCGAACUUGGCGGUCUUGGCGAGCGUGUACUCGGUUUCUGCGAUCUGCAGCUGCCUUCAGACAAGUAUCCCAUCGGUUACAAAUUCAACACGGAUGACCCUAACUUCCCCUUGGACAAUCUGCGUUUCGUCGGCCUGAUGAGUAUGAUUGACCCUCCCCGCGCUGCUGUGCCUGAUGCCGUUGCUAAAUGUCGAUCAGCUGGUAUUAAAGUUAUCAUGGUCACUGGCGAUCAUCCUAUCACAGCUAAGGCUAUUGCGAAGUCCGUCGGUAUCAUCUCAGAAGGCAACGAGACUGUUGAAGAUAUCGCCGCCCGACUGAACAUCCCGGUAUCGGAAGUGAAUCCCCGCGAAGCUAAAGCCGCUGUAGUCCACGGAACUGAACUUAGGGAGUUGAACUCUGAUCAGUUGGAUGAAAUUCUCAAGUAUCACACUGAGAUCGUAUUCGCCCGCACAUCACCACAACAGAAGUUGAUCAUCGUAGAGGGUUGCCAACGUCUCGGCGCUAUAGUGGCUGUCACCGGCGAUGGCGUUAACGACUCUCCCGCUCUGAAAAAGGCUGACAUCGGCGUGGCCAUGGGUAUCGCUGGCUCUGACGUAUCUAAACAGGCCGCCGACAUGAUUCUUCUGGAUGAUAACUUCGCGUCUAUUGUCACUGGCGUUGAAGAAGGCCGCCUGAUCUUCGACAACCUGAAGAAAUCCAUCGCGUACACCCUCACGUCCAACAUCCCUGAGAUCUCGCCCUUCCUCGCCUUUAUCCUGUGUGACAUUCCCUUACCACUUGGCACUGUUACCAUCCUUUGCAUCGAUCUUGGAACUGACAUGGUGCCCGCCAUUUCCCUGGCCUACGAGGAGGCCGAAUCUGACAUAAUGAAGCGACAGCCGCGUAAUCCUUUCACUGAUAAACUCGUUAACGAGAGGCUUAUCUCGAUGGCCUAUGGGCAAAUCGGUAUGAUCCAAGCCGCCGCCGGCUUCUUCGUCUACUUCGUGAUAAUGGCUGAGAACGGUUUCCUGCCGCUUAAACUGUUCGGCAUCAGGAAGCAAUGGGACUCGAAGGCAAUCAACGACUUGACCGACUCCUAUGGACAGGAAUGGACUUACCGGGACCGAAAAGCCCUCGAGUUCACGUGCCACACCGCUUUCUUCGUGUCGAUCGUCGUGGUGCAGUGGGCCGAUCUGAUAAUAUGCAAGACCCGACGCAAUUCCAUCAUCCACCAAGGCAUGCGCAACUGGGCACUUAACUUUGGCCUUAUCUUUGAAACCGCUCUGGCCGCCUUCCUGUCCUAUACACCUGGAAUGGACAAAGGCCUCAGGAUGUAUCCACUCAAGUUCGUGUGGUGGUUGCCCGCUAUUCCGUUCAUGCUUUCCAUCUUUAUCUACGACGAGAUCCGGCGCUUUUACCUGCGCCGCAACCCGGGCGGAUGGCUCGAACAAGAGACUUACUAUUAAACACCACCGACCACUGUCCACACCGUCGUGCAUCACUUAGUUACUGCGUACAUAACUACUUCAUUUGUGUUCUCAUGCCCACAGAGCACAUAACCCCUAGAGGUGGCGCGCGGGCGGAUGCUUUAGUUAUACUGUACAAUAUAUGCAUGCAAACAUAACUAGGUGAUGCGUGAACGAUUGUGUCGGUCUCCCGGGACAUCAACUGACGAGCGGCCACGCUGCGUCGUGGUCGGCCGCCCGCCGACUCGCCAAUAUUAACUAGUAUAAUUAAAUUACGUGCGGUACUGGCAUGGGUAAUUCGCUGUUAGGCGGUAUUGAAUCGUAUGUGUAUUGAUUUUGAGUAGCAAAUAUCCAAAGUGUACAUUUCAAUAUCUAUAUAUUGGCGACAUCCGUUGAUAUCUAUGCUCGAGUGCCCCGCACAUAGCGCUAGAUGUCGGAUGUUGCCUCUUUGCAUGAAUAUUGUAAAUGUAUACGGUAAGUGUCGGCCGUGAGUGCGGUUCGCGGCCACUCGCUAGGGGUAUGUGGUCUGUGCUCGUACCUGGCGCCAGAGCGGCAGAGGUUGCGAUGCCGUUCCGGUAUAUGUGUAAUCGCUGUCGUGUACGCUUCUCACCGCUUGUUACCGCAUCGCUCCGCACGGGGCACGUGUGUAUGUUGUGUGACGUGCGCGUCCCGCGACACGUGGCCGGGCCUCGCCCGCGGAUUCACCAGUAUUGUUUUUAUGAACUAUGUAUGUAUAUAUGCACAGUGGAGAAUGAUGGAUAUAUGUGAUGAUAAAAAAGAUAUUAUACACAACAUUAUUUUUAAAUCAUGAAUCAUGUUAUUUUUGUAUUAAAAUUGUUUAAAAUGUAACUUGAGUAUCUCGAAUGACUCGUGACAAGUUUAUGAAUCUCAUGGAGUAUGUUGAAUCUCUGGUUACGUUCGGCGGAUGUCUCGCGGGGUGCGCGGCCGCGGCUCAGACAGUCGACUGCAGCUGGCAGCUCACCGUUACCACCACCACCACCACCACCACACUACACCACCACACACAUAGUAAGCCCCGGUGAUUGACACUCAUGACAUUAUAACAUAGAAUAAAUAAUACUAAUUAAAAAUUUGUUUUUCACAUACUUAUGUAAUAAGUAAUAAAUGAUCGUUUAGCGGUAGUUUAUCGUUCGUGACUCGGGUGGGCAAAAGUAUGACGCCCGCCGCGCACCGUGCUCGGCGGCCAACGAAAAGCAUUUGUUGUAAAAUUAACAGUUAAGAAGCCAUUAUUAUUAUUAUUGUAUUUUAAGUAAAUUAGAUUAAGUUGAAUUUUUCGAGUGAAUAAUGUUUAGUUGAUGAUUCGAUCGGGUGCAUGGUGUAUGAGAGGUCGAUGUGGAGUGCCUGAGUUUUAGUGUACUACUGCUUACUGUUAGGUAGGUAGUUGAAAUUUUGAUGCCGUAUUUUCAAUUGUAAACGUAGAUAAAUAAAGCAUACACAGACGCGAACGCUUAGAGGUGGGACCCCGGCGUAGUGUUCGCCGCGGCCCGUACACGUUCAUACAGCACUGCCGUCGACUAUUGUUCGUUUGUCUCUAUAUCUGGUCUUUGUGGUCAGUCCCGGCCCACAGCUAGAAAACAGUCCAGAGGGAAAACUAAUUAACAGCAAAUGUAAAGCCAUUAUUCCAUGAAUGAGUGAGUAUGGAAAGCGUUAUUAAUUUCUUGACAUGGUUUUAACACUGAAGAUUCGGUAUUAUGGAACCACGAUAUUAUAUUUAAUUAUCAAGAUAUUGUUAUUUAAUGAGGAUCUUCGCGGAUCGUUUUGUAAUCUGAAAUUACAUUAUUCAUAUUUUUGGGAUUUUAAAUGUGUCAUUAAUAUAUUUUAUUUUUGUUAUGGUGAAUAGUAAUUCACUUAUCAAAUUAAGCAAGGUUCUAGGCGCAAAUCUGUGAACGAGUGUGUUUGGAGUAUGGUUUGACGGCUUUGCUUAGCGUUCCCUCGUGGCUGAUUUAGUUCGUGGGUCUUCGGCUGAGUGUUCGCUGGCGGCGCUGGAUGCAGCGCUGGCGGCGCUCAGUGGUCUCGCGAGCCGAGUCACGCGACACCGCGCUCGGACACGAUGCUUUUCUUUUAUAAAAAGAAUAAUCAGAUUAUUAGCGAAUUUCGUCAAAUUUAUUAAAAUAGGCUGCUCAUGAUAAUUACGUAAGAUUUUAUUUCUUAAUUAAAAGAUAAUAACAAAAUGUAGGAAAGCGUAAUUAGAAAUUUUUAAAAUUAUACAGUUAUUAUAGAGUCAUCUUGUUUUAAUCACCACUUGGCUCUUCUACGAGAGCGGUCGUAGUUAGGAAUAGUAUGUGAAGAUAGAAUGGGACAGUCUCAAAGUGACGUUUUAAAAAAAACGCCGAGAUAUAAAUGCUGGAUAAAGCGAUCUAUGAUUCCAAGAAUCUGGAUCUCUUUGUCAUACCUAUCAUUGUGAAAGAAAUUGUAAUUUACAUCUGGUUACAAUAGAUAAGAUUUUAUGAGUUAUUGUUUGAAAUAAAACUACAUAUACCUACUUCAACAUGUAACAUCUUUAAAAAAUGUACGCGCUUAAUCGCCUGAAAGCAUACUUUUCUCUGGGGUUAGUUUGCUAUUUUAUGUGAAAUAUCACAUAUCGUUGUUGGCCAAACGGAUGGACGGGACGAGGCUGGACCGACCGGACGGGCGGGACGAGCCGGACGAGCCGGACGGCACGGACGGGGGCGUGGGUAGGGGUGCCGCCAUUGCGGCGCCACCGGCCGGAUAGAAGGACCAAGUGGAGAGAUUCAUUUCAAUUUUUCGUAACGAAUACAUAUAACAUUAUAAUAAUGGUUACAAAAGUAAAAUAUAACAUUAUAGCGACUAAUAAAUCUAAAUUAUAUGAAAUGUUUAUAGAUUUAAAUGAAGUUCGUUUCUUUAGGGUGACCUUCUGUGCUUGUUUGAUGAGAAUGAUGUACAUCUCACUGACAAUAGUCGUUCAUGAUAUAUUAUUGUAAUGAUCCGAUCUUUGUAAGCGGUUUGUUUAACGUACACUGUAGAACUAACAUUGUUUUGCGUUCGACAGUUCUUUACACCGAUUCAUUUUAUAGUAUUACUCUGUUGGCUAGGAGCGCUGUAAAAAUGUAAGUGUUAAUAAAAAAAACAUUUUCAAAAUAUUA
Messenger RNA from Achroia grisella, 6546 nucleotides. It is a transcript of the gene Atpalpha, whose product is annotated as sodium/potassium-transporting ATPase subunit alpha. Gene Ontology annotation, cellular component: membrane. Gene Ontology annotation, molecular function: P-type sodium:potassium-exchanging transporter activity; ATP hydrolysis activity; ATP binding. The coding region runs from base 311 to 3421 and encodes 1036 amino acids. The record is from RefSeq and is a predicted model, not a curated record. Lineage: Eukaryota; Metazoa; Arthropoda; Insecta; Lepidoptera; Pyralidae. The transcript has 17 exons. Gene Ontology annotation, biological process: intracellular sodium ion homeostasis; intracellular potassium ion homeostasis; potassium ion import across plasma membrane.